GCCUUCUGCUAAGAAUCCGGACAUUUCACUCUCCUCGUCCUGGAGGGUCUGCUGUGGCCAGAACUGGGAGGGUUGAGCCCUGGUCCAGCCCUGAGUGGAGAGCGAGCCUCUCACCAUGACAGCCUGCUGCAGCUGGAAUGAUGUUUUCCAGUAUGAGACAGACAAAAUCAUCCGGAUCCAAAGCAAGACUUAUGGCACCAUUAAAUGGUUCUUCCACGUGGUGCUCUUUUCUUACAUUGGCUUUGCUUUGGUGAGUGACAAGCGGUACCAACGGAAAGAGCCUGUCAUCAGUUCUGUGCACAGCAAGAUAAAAGGGAUAGCAGAGGUGAAAAAGGAGAUUAUGGAGAAUGGGCAGAAGAAGGUUGUGCAGAGCGUCUUUGAUAUGGCGGAUUACACCUUCCCCUUACAGGGGAACUCCUUUUUUAUGAUGACAAACUUUCUCAAGACAGAAGGCCAAGAGCAAGGGUUGUGUCCUGAGUACCCCACCCGCAGGACGCUCUGUUCCUCUGAUCGGGGCUGUAAAAAGGGAUGGCUGGGCCCACUGAGCAAAGGAAUCCAGACUGGCAGGUGUGUAGAUUAUAAAGAGAAGCAGAAGACCUGUGAAGUCUUCGCCUGGUGUCCUGUCGAGGCAGCGGAAAAGGCUCCGGCGCCUGCGCUCUUGGUCAGUGCUGAAAACUUUACUGUACUCAUCAAGAAUAAUAUCGACUUCCCUGGCCACAAUUACACCACGAGAAACAUCUUGCCGGAUUUAAACAGCACUUGCACGUUUCACAAGACUCGGGAUCCACAGUGUCCCAUUUUCCGACUAGGAGAUAUCUUCCAAGAAACAGGAGAUAAUUUUUCAGAAGUGGCAAUUCAGGGAGGAAUCAUGGGCAUUGAGAUCUACUGGGACUGCAACCUGGACAGAUGGUUCCAUCACUGCCGUCCAAAAUACAGUUUCCGUCGCCUUGACGACAAGACCGCCAAGGAGUCCUUGUACCCUGGCUACAACUUCAGAUAUGCCAAGUACUAUAAGGAAAAUAACACUGAAAAGCGGACCCUAAUAAAAGCUUACGGGAUCCGAUUUGACAUCCUGGUUUUUGGCACCGGGGGGAAAUUCGACAUCAUCCAGCUGAUCGUGUACAUUGGUUCAACCCUCUCCUACUUUGGUUUGGCCACCGUGUUCAUUGACAUGCUCAUCAACACUUAUUCAAGUAAAUACUGUAAAUCGCAUGUUUAUCCCUGGUGCAAGUGCUGUCAACCCUGCGCAGUCAAUGAAUACUACUACAAGAAGAAGUAUGAAUCCAUUGUGGAGCCAACACGGACAUUAAAAUAUGUGUCCUUUGUGGAUGAACCCUAUAUUAGGAUGGUAAAUGAACGACUGCUUGGGAGAAGUCUGCAAGAUGUCAAAGGUGAAAAAGUCCUGAGACCCCAGCUGGACUUUGCAGACUUGUCCUGGCUGCCUCUGUCUCUUCACGACCCACCCCUCAUUCCCGGACAACCAGAGGAGAUCCAGCUGCUCAAUGAAGAGGUGCACCUUAAAUCCAGGGACUGCCCGGAUUGGUGCCAGUGCGGAAACUGCCUUCCAUCCCAACUCCCUGAGAACCAAAGAUGCCUGGAGGAGCUGUGCUGCCGGAAGAAGCUGGGUGCCUGUAUCACCACCUCUGAGCUAUUCAGGGACCUGGUGCUAUCCAGGCGGGCCCUGCAGUUCCUAGUGCAGUACCAGGAGCCCUUGCUGGUGCUGGAUGCAGAUUCUGCCAACAGCCGGCUGCGGCACUGUGCCUACAGGAGCUACACCACCUGGCGCUUUGGCUCCCAGGACCUGGCUGACUUCGCCAUCCUGCCCAGUUGCUGCCGCUGGAGGAUCCGGAGAGAGUUCCCCAAGAGUGAAGGCCAGUACAGCGGCUUCAAGAGUCCUUACUGACGCGCUGAGCAGUCACAGAACAUUGCCUUUGCUUGCACCUUGAGCUUCACCUGCAAGGAUGUGUGUCCAGAUUUUCAGCCAAACGGAAAUGGGCUUUCCUCUCCCCCAGCUCUCUGUGUGUCAGAGAGCAAAGUGACGGGGUAAACAACAGAUAAACCAGAAUCCCUCAGCAUGGAUGAGAGUCAAGAGAUUCAGUUUCAUUUCUCUGUUCUAUCCCUAGGAGGUUGAGAUCCCAGGCCUUUAACCUCUGUACCUUAGUUGCCUUAUUAGCCAACCUACUGUUUCACAAUUAGGAGAGCAAAUUGAGACAGUGUACACAAAUUUUCUUAUUAAUACAUAAAAGCUACAUGAAUAUGGCCUUCCCUGGUGGUCAAGUGGUUAGGAAUCCACCUGCCAAUGCAGGGGAUAUGGGUUCAAUCCCUGAUCCAGGAAGACCCCACA
Molecule: messenger RNA, 2344 nt
Organism: Capra hircus (goat)
Lineage: Eukaryota; Metazoa; Chordata; Mammalia; Artiodactyla; Bovidae
Gene: P2RX7
Product: purinergic receptor P2X 7
Exons: 13
Coding region: 116-1903 (595 amino acids)
Biological process (GO): monoatomic cation transmembrane transport; response to ATP
Cellular component (GO): plasma membrane; nuclear inner membrane
Molecular function (GO): ATP binding; purinergic nucleotide receptor activity; extracellularly ATP-gated monoatomic cation channel activity
Source: RefSeq, a predicted model, not a curated record